Cryptococcus amylolentus CBS 6039 is the source of this 3060-nucleotide messenger RNA. RefSeq lists its product as hypothetical. Gene Ontology annotation, cellular component: nucleus. Bases 1 to 3060 code for a protein of 1019 amino acids. NCBI's taxonomy places the organism in Eukaryota, Fungi, Basidiomycota, Tremellomycetes, Tremellales, Cryptococcaceae. The transcript has 3 exons. Gene Ontology annotation, molecular function: histone binding; protein heterodimerization activity. The record is from RefSeq and is a predicted model, not a curated record.
AUGUCUGCAGCCAACGCCAUCGCUGGACCCUCCCGACCCUCCUACCCCUAUACAGCACAUUCUACGCCCCUCCUCCGACGUGCUGAAUCGACAUUCACCUUAUCCUCCGGCGCCAUCGCCUCAUCCCGCUCUUCAACGCCUCUUAUAGCAUCGCAUGGGCCAAGAAUCAUCCGCUCCGGAUCAGUCUUCAGCAAGGAACAGUGGAAGAAGGAGGAAAUAUCACGGCGGAGACAAGAGUCUCGCGACAAGCUCAAGUCGAGCUGGGAUGUCUUGUUUGACAAGUACAAGGAUGUAGAGGACGACGACGAGGUGGACCUUCUCACGGGGAGAAUCGUCAAAGAUAGAGGCUCCUUGCGAAGCCUCCUCCGUCCCAUGCACUUUGGAGAAGACGUCGACGGAGACGACGAAGAUUCUUCGGUCAAUGGCAACCACGAAUUCGAGUCUGAUGAGGACGAGUUGGGAGAUUGGGAAGGACGGUCCGGGCUGGAUUCGCAGCUUCCAGAAUAUAAAAGUGUUGUGGAUAGCGGUCCUGCCUGGACAACAGAAGAUGACGAGGACUUUAGAGAGUUCAUGAGGGCCGAGGAGCGCAGAAAGACGAUGUACGGAGAUGAGGAGGAGGAGGAUCCUGAAGAUGACGCUCAGUCAUUGGCAGAAGGAUUGAAUAGCGCAUUCUCCGAUACCGAAAAGUCUCCAAGAUCACUUGGUACCAGAAUACUGGCCACUCCUACUCUGGCCGACUUGUUCCAGUCGGGCUCGGAGGACGAAUUCGAGGCGGACAUUCGAGAUACGCAUGACGAGGCGUCCCGCAAGACCCCUGCUCCAGCGCGUGUGUCAUCUCCCAAAGCUUCCCCGAAGCCUGUACAGGUUCGAAGGCGACCCCGAAUGACCGUACAAGUUGUCAUCCCUCGUCGACCACGAGCCAGAUCUUUCAUCUCCAGCUCCUCAAACCCACCACCAGCAUAUCCAUCUAUACCCAAAUCCGCAUCAGCUCCUACACUCGCCGAUUUGUUCACCCCUCCCCCAAUGGGGAGCUUGUCGAUUUCGAAGAUUGACAAGGGAAAGCAGCGCAUGAUAGGGGAGCGUCCUGCUGAAGACGUGCCGGACAAAUCAACGUCUACUACAGGCUUCUAUUGGACGACGAAGAUAUACAUGGCGGACGGAAAGCCCUUCACCUGCAAGGACUGCUUGAGAGCUGGGGGCGAUAGAAAAGCCAAGGCGGGAUUGUGCAAAGGAAGAACGAGUGAUUGCAAGUUUGCUUCAAUUGACAGUGGGAGUGUUACGGAUAGCGCAUCAGCCCGUCAGGAACUCUCCCGCCCCCCCGCGCCUCGUUCUGCCGGUGGCCAAAGAAAGAGGAUCUGUAGGCUAUGUCGGGACGCUGGUGGUGAAAGAGCAGAAAUGGCAGAGCAGUGUCUGGGUAAACACUCAUUCAGACGUUGUCGGUACUUUGAUCAGUAUCGAGAAGACGACACCGAUGGAGGGGAAAGCGCGGGCGAGGCUGAGAAGGCAUCUCGUACCCCUGCACUACAUUCACGAGAACACCGUACUUCCACCAAACCUCAUUCACCACGUCCUCAGUCAGAGAGUAUAGAGAGAGGGCCGCCGAGCGUGGUUCCGUCCCGUUCAGCAACAGAGCCGGUUGUUAUCGUCAUCAGCGACGACGAUGAGGAUGUCCCGACGCCCAAACCAACCGCGCCUCUUCCUCGUCGAGCUAGAUCAAUCGCAAAGAGGCCAACGCCAGUCAACCUCGCCGCCCCUCCCUCUCCUCCACUAUCAUCCCCUUUGAUGGCUCAAGGCAGGGCUUCUCGGGUGCCAUCCUUGCCCCCAUCAUCCCCUCCGCACCCGGAUGUAUUCUCGCCUGUCAGCUCGACACAACGCCCUACGAUGUCGCCGUCCAAGUCAACGAGUCACAGUCGUCUAUUGGAUAGUUCCCCUAUGACUACCUCGUAUACACGCCCAUUAUUCAGCAUCAGCGGGGGCCAGGUGUUCCAACCGACGCCACCACCUUCGUCUACAGAUGGCACGCGGAGUCAAUCGUUGUCCAGCGACGUGCCCACCUCGUCUGCUCUGAAAAAGAGUGCCCUUCGUCGCCCAUCAGAGUCUCUCCUAUCAGGGCCUGGAUUCAGUGCAAAGCGUACUAGGUUCUCGCUUGCUCCACGCUCGCCCCCCAAGUACCCUGGUUCAUCCUCGACCGAGCCCGAAUCGGACGAUGAGAGCCAAGACGAGCUUGAUCUUCUCUCAAGCUCUGAUCGCUCUGAUGAAAAGUUCCCGGUGUAUGAGUCGAGCUCGAGUCCUUUGAGGAGCGAGUUCAGUGUGCGGGCCGCAGACAUUGGAAUGAGACUCGGUCCAGAGCACACAGGGCGAUUACCGUCUACAAUGAUCAAAUCGUUGGUGCCAUCCAUGAGUAACUAUCGCUCGAGCUCGACCCUUGGGUCAUCAUCCACGGGAUUUGCUUUGCCGACGCCCCCACCGAGUAGUGCCGGGUCAAAUGGCUCCAGGCCUAGUCCAGCGCCCCGCGCAAAUCUGAGAUCGGGUUCGGUAGCCAGGAAUGGAAACUCUGAGAAGAGAAACGAGAAUCCCAAAGCGGGUCUCAUGCUACCUCCGCCUAUACCAUCUCACAGGCUCAAGGGUGCUACACCCUCAUCAUCGCCGCUCAAAACGACUCUGUCCUCCACCCCUCUACGCGCAUCGACUCUUGCCAGACCACCUGCUUCAGCCCCGACUGCAGGGGCAGGCAUCAGAUUCGUGUCCAUGUCGCCUGCUGUACCACAAGCGCGCCCGCGUUCGCGCUCCCAGUCAGUGUCUAUCGCGCCUGACAGAUCUCAGAGUCGUCCCGCCACGCCCACACACCCCAAGACACCCCGCGCUACUCGUACAUCUUCUAUCGUCCCCAUGAGACUCGCCCAAACGUCUCCGGCGAAGAAGAGUAUGAUAUAUAAGAGCCUGGAGAAGGCGGUGAGGGAGGUAGGGGAUGAAGAUGGGCUGGAGUGGGGGUUGGACGAAGAGACUGAUGACGGCGGGAGGAUGUGGAGGGAUAGUAGUGUUUCUGCAUAUUUGCAUUGA